ACGACCCUACUAGCAGUGUAACCAAAGUCUGGGAAUGAGCACAUUAUGUGGUGGGAAUGGCAUAACGACGAACUGAAUGGUUCAUUUCAAUUUCACUCUAUAGUGACCCAGAGUGAAGAAGGACCAGACCAGAACUAGAAUCAUUAGUCUCUACGACAAAGCCACACCUCCCAGCGCAGCACACUCUGAUGAUGGUCGGAAGCUCCUCUUAGAAUUUCCUAUCUCAAGAUGGAAACGCUUCCUUACUCGAUCCCCUCCACCAAAUUGCACUCCCUUCAUAUUUACACCGGUGCUUCACGAAUUCGAUCCUCCAGGCUCCCUUUUCGCCCUACCCGAUUUUCAGCCAAACCUUUAUAUUCCCCCAAAUUUUUCAUUCUCCCUCGUCACAGGCUUCGCUGUGUCGCUGAAUCCUCCGACAAUCACCACAACAGCCACCACCACGACCAUCAUGACCAUCACGGUCAUCACCACCAUCACGACCAUCAUGGUCACCACCACCACCACCACCAUCACCACUCGCACGGCAUCGAUGCUGCUAAUCUCACCGGGCCCCAAAAGGCGGUUAUCGCGUUCGCCAAAGCUACCAGAUGGAUGGACCUGGCAGAUAUCCUGAGAGAGCACUUGCAUCUGUGCUGUUUCUCCACCGCUUUAUUUGUGGCUGCUGCCAUUUGCCCUCAUACCUUGCCCAAGCCACUCGUCAGGCCUUUUCAAAACUCUCUCAUUUUCAUCGCAUUCCCUUUGGUUGGGGUUUCUGCAUCACUCGAUGCUCUUAUUGAGAUCAGUAGUGGAAAAGUGAACAUCCAUGUGUUAAUGGCAAUGGCGGCCUUUGCAUCGAUAUUUAUGGGAAACUCUUUGGAAGGAGGCUUGCUACUUGCCAUGUUUAAUCUGGCGCAUAUAGCGGAAGAGUAUUUCACUAGCCGAUCGAUGGUUGAUGUCAGAGAGUUGAAAGAAAAUAAUCCAGAUUUUGCCCUUGUUCUGGAUACCAAGGAUGAUAAACUCCCCAAUACAUUUGACUUGGCAUACAAGAGGAUUCCCGUGCAUGAUGUAACUGUAGGAUCAUAUAUUCUGGUUGGAGCCGGCGAGUCUGUACCAGUAGAUUGUGAAGUAUUCCAAGGCAGUGCCACAAUUACCAUCGAGCACUUGACAGGGGAAGUGAAACCUUUGGAAGCCAAAGUUGGAGACAGAAUUCCUGGUGGUGCAAGGAACUUGGAUGGGAGGAUAAUUUUGAAGGUAACAAAAACUUGGAAGGAAUCGACUCUCAGCAAAAUUGUUCAGUUGACUGAAGAAGCACAGUCAAAUAAACCUAAACUUCAAAGGUGGCUGGAUGAAUUUGGUGAACGAUAUAGCCAAGUUGUUGUGGUGCUAUCCAUUGCAAUUGCUGUUAUUGGACCACUUCUAUUUAAGUGGCCGUUCAUUAGUACAUCUGCUUGCAGAGGUUCAAUUUACAGAGCGUUAGGGCUUAUGGUGGCAGCAUCACCUUGUGCCUUGGCUGUGGCCCCAUUGGCAUAUGCUAUAGCAAUCAGUUCGUGUGCCAAAAAGGGAAUACUGCUCAAAGGUGGGCAUGUUCUAGAUGCUCUAGCUUCUUGUCGUACUAUUGCAUUUGACAAAACAGGGACAUUGACAACUGGUGGACUUGUAUUCAAGGCAAUUGAACCAAUUUAUGGUCAUCAUUUUAGAAACAAUGAAUCAAAAUUUUCUUCCUGUUGCAUUCCCACCUGUGAAAAAGAAGCUCUUGCGGUUGCUGCAGCUAUGGAAAAGGGUACUACACACCCUAUUGGAAGGGCUGUGGUUGACCAUAGUGAAGGCAAAGACCUCCCAUCUAUUUCCGUUGAGAGUUUUGAAUACUUUCCUGGUAGAGGCGUUACUGCUACGGUUAACAACAUUGAGUCAGGAAGUGGAGAUGCCAAACUAUUAAAAGCAUCACUUGGGUCUAUAGAUUUCAUCACUUCUUUUUGUCAAUCUGAAGAUGAGUCAGAAAAGAUCAAGGAAGCGGUUAAUACAUCUUCUUAUGGAAGUGAAUAUGUUCAUGCUGCCCUUUCAGUUAAUCAGAAGGUAACAUUGAUUCAUUUAGAGGAUAGACCUCGUCCUGGGGUUUUUAAUGUUAUUCAAGAAUUGCAAGAUGAAGCAAAGUUUCGCGUGAUGAUGUUAACCGGAGAUCACGACUCUAGUGCGAGGAGAGUUGCAAGUGCUGUGGGCAUCAAUGAGUUUCAUUGCAACCUGAAGCCUGAGGAUAAGUUGAGUCAUGUGAAGGAUACCUCAAGGGAUAUGGGAGGAGGCCUAAUUAUGGUGGGUGAAGGCAUCAAUGAUGCCCCAGCACUAGCUGCAGCAACUGUUGGGAUAGUUCUUGCUCACCGUGCUAGUGCAACAGCCAUAGCUGUUGCAGACGUAUUGUUGCUUAGAGAAAACAUUUCUGCCGUGCCAUUUUGUAUUGCAAAGUCUCGCCAGACAACUUCACUGAUUAAACAAAAUGUGGCUCUGGCAUUGACGUCCAUAGUUAUAGCUUCCCUUCCAUCAGUUUUGGGAUUUCUGCCAUUGUGGUUAACGGUUCUUUUACAUGAAGGUGGAACCUUGCUUGUGUGUCUCAAUUCCGUACGUGCUCUAAAUGAGCCAUCUUGGUCAUGGAAGCAUGAUAUCUUACAUUUGAUUAGCCAGAUUAAAUCUAGUCUUCUGUCUCUCAAGACAAAUAUCACGGGCUCAAACAGUAUCAUAACGGCGAAUUUGUAACGUAGUGUUGUAGCUUAUUGCAUAUUUUUAGUGUAUUGAAAAAAGUGUCAAUAUCCCUUUUCUUGUAUAUCUUUCUCAUCUCAGAAAAUUGAACAAUGCCUUCUGUUAGUUUCUCUUUAUUUAAUCUUCGUUUUC
This is a messenger RNA of Vigna angularis (adzuki bean), 2859 nucleotides long. RefSeq names its product probable cadmium/zinc-transporting ATPase HMA1, chloroplastic. Gene Ontology annotation, cellular component: membrane. The record is from RefSeq and is a predicted model, not a curated record. The coding region runs from base 229 to 2724 and encodes 831 amino acids. Gene Ontology annotation, biological process: monoatomic cation transport. Gene Ontology annotation, molecular function: ATP binding; ATP hydrolysis activity; ATPase-coupled monoatomic cation transmembrane transporter activity. Lineage: Eukaryota; Viridiplantae; Streptophyta; Magnoliopsida; Fabales; Fabaceae. The transcript is spliced from 13 exons.